UUGUAUGUAUCGGAUUCGGAGCUGUUGUUCCGGUAGAAUAUAAUAGAAAUCGGUUUAGAAUAUUUUAAAUACGUUUUUGAACCGAAGAUGUCAACUAAGAGCAGACAACAUAAUAGAUCUGAGGUCAACACAGAGCAGAAAGAAGAAUUAAAUGAAAAGGUGACGUUAAUAUGAAGGACAGUAGCAUCUUGACACUGAGUGCACGAGACCGAGAUGAGAUGUUGGACAACAUGAAGAAGGAGUUCCAGGAUUUGUAAUAGUCUAAAGACCAGGGGAAAAAAAUAAAAAAUAAAGAACAGUAUUAAAUCUGAAAUACAAUAAAAAGUUAACAUCGGGCAAAAAAUGUGUGGCAUUUGUUGUGUUGUCCAAUUGCAGUCUGCAUUGGACAAGGCUGUGCUUGGAAAUCUAAAAAAAAGAGGGCCUAACUGUAGUCGAGACGUUACUAAAGCUGUUGCUGGUUUUAACUACCACUAUUUUUUCUCUGGCCAUGUGCUUCACAUGAGGGGUCUUCUAACACCCCAGCCUUUGGAAGAUGAGAAGGGAAAUGUCUUCUUGUGGAACGGGGAGGUCUUUGGUGGCUUAAAAGGGAGUGAAGAAAAUGAUGCUCAAGUCAUCUUUAAUCAUCUUUCUAAGUGCACCAGCGAGUCUGAGAUUCUGUCUAUCUUCUCAGCUAUCCAAGGACCUUGGGCUUUCAUUUACUUCCAAGCAGACAGUCAUUGUCUCUGGUUCGGUAGAGACUUCUUUGGUCGAAGAAGUCUUCUCUGGCAGUUUGAUGAUGAAGAAAAAUCAAUCAUGCUUAGCUCUGUGGGAGCUUUGGUCGUUGGAACUGAGCAUGGUCAGUGGCAGGAAUUACCAGCCUCUGCAGUUUACAAAAUGGAUUUAAAGGCUUGUUCUCUAUUGGACUCAUUAGUUUUGAUGACAUGUCCAUGGAAAUAUCCAUCCAGUAAAUUACAAAAAAGCGACCUAACUCAUGAAUUGAGAUUGGAACAGUUUUCUAGCUCUCUUUCAUUUGCGAUGAACGAAUCUGGACUUUUUCUUACAGCUCCAGUUGUUCCCCUAAACAUAACAUUCCCAGCCUGCCUGCCUGAAUCCAAACACACCUUAGAUACUCAACCGAGCUUUGAAGAUCUUCAGCCAUUUCUUCAGAGUGACCAAAGGAAAAAAAUAGUCCAUCAGCUCCUAGAUGUUUUAAGCGAGGCAGUGAGACGACGAAUCCAAUACCCACCAAGCAAAACCGUAGCUACUUGUCCCUCAGUUAACAAAGCUAAUGUUGCUAUACUGUUUUCAGGUGGGAUUGACUCUAUGGUUCUGGCUACUUUGGCUGAUCGUCACAUUCCUGUUGAACAACCGAUAGAUCUUUUGAAUGUAGCUUUCCAACUGAAGAAACCAAAAAAGAAAGUAUCGACCAAAAACACAAAAAAAUGCAAGACAGUUUUGAAUGCUCAUCCAUCUCAGGAAGAGGCUAAGCUUGGUUCUACUGAAGCAGGAGAUUUCGAGUGCUUUAAUGUUCCUGACAGAAUUACUGGCAAAGCAGGCCUUCAGGAGCUGCAGGACAUUAAUCCAACAAGAACAUGGAAUUUUGUGGAAAUUAAUGUCACACGAGAUGAACUUCAAGAAAUGAGACAAAAGACAAUAAGCCAUUUGGUGUAUCCCCUAGAAAGAGGUUGUGCUGUUUGGUUUGCUUCAAAGGGAGCAGGUACAGCUCUUCUUAACAAUGAAAUGAAAGAAUACACCUCAACUGCAAAGGUGGUGCUCACAGGGAUUGGUGCAGAUGAGCAGCUGGCCGGGUAUUCCAGGCACCGCAUUCGCUAUAAAAUGUCGGGACUGGAGGGCCUGGUCAACGAGUUGGGAAUGGAACUGCAGUGAAUCUCUUCAAGAAACCUUGGCAGGGAUGAUAGGAUUAUUGGGGAUCAUGGCAAAGAAGCCAGGUUUCCCUUUCUAUAUGAAGAGGUCAUCUCUUUUCUGAGUUCCCUCCCGGUGUGGGAGAAGGCUGACCUGACGCUACCUCGUGGGUUGGGGGAGAAGCUGCUGUUACGCUUAGCAGCCCGGGAGCUGGGGCUCACAGCCUCAGCUGUCCUGCCAAAGAGAGCCAUGCAGUUUGGAUCCAGGAUCGCCAAAAUGGAAAACGCCAAUGAAAAGGCCUCAGAUAAAUGCAACAGACUUCAAAGGGUUUAA
Messenger RNA from Polyodon spathula (Mississippi paddlefish), 2175 nucleotides. RefSeq names its product asparagine synthetase domain containing 1 (gene asnsd1). Gene Ontology annotation, molecular function: asparagine synthase (glutamine-hydrolyzing) activity. Lineage: Eukaryota; Metazoa; Chordata; Actinopteri; Acipenseriformes; Polyodontidae. The record is from RefSeq and is a predicted model, not a curated record.